UGUAUGGCGCAAUUCGACAGAUAACAAUGAUAAACUAGAACAAGCUAUUCUUGCUACUUAUUCACAUGAUUCAUCCGGCCCACACAAAUGCAAUUAAACAGCAACCAUUUUUUUAAAUAAUUUUUUUAAACGUUUAUUCUUAAAUCAUGCGAAAUGAUUCCGCUCGCAAUGAAAACAAAUGCGAAGUAUAUAUUGAUUUCGACGCAAAAGUAUCAGCACAUCUAUAGAGAGAGUGUUGUAAUAUGAAGCGAUUAUUACCUCAGAAUCAAUCAGUCUAUUCAUUCCAUCAACUACAUUUUAUCUCGCCGCUUAAAAUGUAAUAUCAAGAAUAGAGUUUGAUUGGAUUAUCAACUUGUUUCGAAUCAUUUGUUUUGUGAUCAACUCAAAUUACGCACCAGACGCAUGUUCAUAUUAUUUUUAGACUUAUAUGUCUGGGAUCUUUAUUGCAUUACUUUUUUUUUUAUUAAAAUUUAAAUAAAAAUACAUUUUCUCACAACUCAUUGGGAACAAUGAAUUUCGGCUUGUUAAACUAAUUAUGAAUUUUACUUCAACUUGCCAUGAAAAGUAAUGUCGUGAUCAUGUAAGAAGCCGAUUUCAAAGUUAUUUUUAUCAAAAACAGUAUUGUAAUUUACGAUUCUCGUUAUUCUUAUCAGACAAUUCAGCUGUUCAACUUAGUGUCCAAAUUAUACAGUCCAACUUUACAGCUCAAUGUCAUUUUAAAAGGAAAAAAGAACAAAAAUUUGAAUAAUAAAUCAACAGAGUUGAUGGGAAUAUUUCAAUCAAAGGGGCGAAAGUGCAAACAGACUGCAAAAACAAACAGUUCUGCAGGAAAACGGUUCUCGCUGAUUACACAAAUAUCACAGAUGCUGGGGCAAUAAAAAAAAGCCUUGCAAUUUUAGGUUGUAAAUCAUUGUUGUCUGCUCUGUCUAUUCCGAAUAAUUAUUUUCCGCUUGUUUAUAAUAAAAAUGCCAGAUAAAAUCAAUAAAUCCGUUAUCACAAAUCAAAGUUCAUGUAAUGACGCCCCGUAUUCUGAACCCACUUGCUACACAUUAUAUAUUUCGAACGGAAAACUGAAUCAAUACGGCUUAUGUACGGCGUGUAGAAAGAAAUUUAGAUUUCCGUUUUUUUCUUCUUCGUCUGUGUUUUGUAUUAGGGAAACGCGUUACGUUACAGUUAAUAGCUCUUACAGAUGACGUCAUUGCGUUUCUUGGAGGCUCGUCCCUCAAAAGCAUAUGUAUGCAUGCAUCGACACAGUCGUGCAUAUAUUCUGGGAAAAAAACGUGCUGUGUUUUCAUUCGCAUCGUACGAUCUCUUAUUUUGGUCGAAAAUAUUGCUUAAAUAUACAUUUUAUUGCUCUAUCGUUUAAGUAUGCUGGAAAGAGACGUACAUCUGGCGAGAUUGCAUCGGAUCAUAUGCUAUAAUCUCAACAGAAGAGAAUAUUGUCAAGCUCAAAUUGUUGAGAAAAUAUUAUGAAAAUUCGUCUAUAAACCAAUUGAAUCUAUCUUUGUUUCAUCAUCAGAAACAGAUUGCACGGCUUGAGACUGAUUGCACCGCAUAAUUACAUUUUUGUAAACUUUACUCAUUGCAAAUUAGUGUUGGUCGUCAAUUCAGCCCCGACAUAUAGCCUGAUGACAGUUUGCGAAAAUCGUACGAUAUCUUAAUGGGCUGAAAAACAAAAACAACCAGAUCUAUACUAUAUCUACAUUCUACAUGCUGUUUUAUUCUUGCGUUUCGUUUGCAUACAUCGCACUCGGAAUGGUCCCAUUUUUUCCGCACUGUCACACACCACACGAUGCGUGCGUGUAUCGAUGUAUUGUGUACACAAGCGCAAGCGCGCUCCUGUAUUCCGAAAAUGUGCUGUCUGGCUCUUGGGUUUUUGGGUUAUAUCAUCAUCAUCAUCGACGUCGUAUUGUUGUCGUUGUUGUUGUCGUCGUCGUCGUCUUCGACUCUCGUCAUCAAACGUCGCACAUUUACUAGUUAACACACGACAAAAAAAAAGAGAAAUCGAAUUCUGUUUACAUAGAUUAACACAAAAGACACAAGCAAAAUGUACGACAAAGGGAAAUUGAUUGCAGUCAUCGAUGAAGGAACAAAAAUCGCACGUGUGGUGAUUUUCAAAUCAAAACCACACUUCGAAGAAUUAUGCUCACACGAAAUUGAAAUCGAACAAAUUCAUCCGCAAAAUCGUUGGGUGGAACAAGAUCCAUUGACCAUUUUAGAUGCAGUGGACAAGUGUUCGGCCGAAGCCAUUCGCAAAUUGGACAAUUUCAUUCCAAGUAUUUACAGUAAGAGCGAUAUUGCCGCCGUUGGCAUCACAAAUCAACGGGAAACAGUGGUUAUUUGGGAUAAACAAACCGGCAAACCCUUGCACAAUGCCAUUGUUUGGAAUGAUGCCCGUACGGAGGAAACUGUGGAGAAGGUGUUGGAUAAAAUUCCAAAUCGCGACAAGAAUCAUUGUAAAUUAGUGUCUGGCCUACCGAUCUCACCAUACUUCUCGGCAUUGAAAAUAAUGUGGCUUAAGGAAAACGUACCUGCAAUUAAUGAAGCAUUCAAAAAUAAGACCUGUCUCGUUGGCACCAUUGACUCAUGGCUUGUUUGGAAUUUGACCGGUGGACCAAAUGGUGGCCUUCAUAUAACCGAUGUUACAAAUGCCAGUCGUACACUUCUCAUGAACUUGGAAACACUUCAAUGGGAUGCAGAAUUGCUGAAAACAUUCUCAAUCGAUGUUGAUGCCCUACCAGAGAUUCAUUCAUCAUCGGAAGUGUUUGGGAAGAUAUCGAACGGUUCUACCCUGGAUAGCAUUCCAAUUUGUGGUAUUAUGGGUAAUCAGCAGUCGUCGUUAAUUGGUCAAAUGUGUUAUGAAAAAGGUCAAACAAAAGUGACCUACCGUAAUGCGUGCUUUUUGAUGUGCAACACCGGCGAAGAGAGAGUGUUCUCAAAAGAGGGUCUGGUCACGACGGUGGCCUAUAAAAUGGGUAAAAAUCAACCAACGAUAUAUGCGCUCGAGGGUUCAGUAGCAGUUGGUGGCACGGCUUUGCAAUGGCUGGGCAAUAAACUCGGUCUGCUGAAGUCACACGAAAACUCCGAACUAUUGGCAUCGAGCGUUUUUUCAACGGGUGAUGUCUACUUUGUACCUGCCAUCAAUGGCCUAUAUGCACCAUCAUGGAAAAGCGAUGCCAAAGGAAUUAUUUGUGGUCUCACAGCAUUCACCACCCGAAACCAUAUCAUUCGUGCCGCUUUGGAGUCGAUUUGCUUCCAAACGCACGACAUUCUCAAGGCGCUCGAAUCAUGUUUGGGCAUGAAACUACGGAAACUCAACGUUGACGGUCCAAUGUCGAAGAAUAAUUUGCUGAUGCAAUUGCAAGCCGAUUUAAGUGGAUUACCAGUUUUACGAACAAAGGUGCAUGAUACAACUGCACUUGGUGUUGCACUUGUAGCGGCCCAUUCAACUGACAUGGAAGUGUUUUGUUUGCAGAACGACUUUGGAGAUAGUUUGGGAACAAAUAAAAUAGUGCCAACAUAUGAUAUAUUCCAUUCGCUAACAUCGGCUGAAGAUCGUGACAAACGCUAUAAAAAAUGGAAAAUGGCUGUUGAUCGAUCAUCACAUUCGUAUGAAAUUCAAUCAUGAGCCGGACACAAAACUUCAUUUUUUCUUUCAACGGAAGAAAACAUAACAUAACGAAA
Sitodiplosis mosellana (orange wheat blossom midge) is the source of this 3684-nucleotide messenger RNA. RefSeq names its product glycerol kinase-like. Gene Ontology annotation, cellular component: mitochondrion. The record is from RefSeq and is a predicted model, not a curated record. Bases 2048 to 3628 code for a protein of 526 amino acids. Gene Ontology annotation, biological process: glycerol metabolic process; triglyceride metabolic process; glycerol-3-phosphate biosynthetic process. Lineage: Eukaryota; Metazoa; Arthropoda; Insecta; Diptera; Cecidomyiidae. Gene Ontology annotation, molecular function: glycerol kinase activity. The transcript has 10 exons.